Molecule: messenger RNA, 2157 nt
Organism: Hansenula anomala
Lineage: Eukaryota; Fungi; Ascomycota; Saccharomycetes; Phaffomycetales; Wickerhamomycetaceae
Exons: 1
Coding region: 1-2157 (718 amino acids)
Biological process (GO): regulation of DNA-templated transcription; DNA-templated transcription
Molecular function (GO): zinc ion binding; DNA binding; DNA-binding transcription factor activity, RNA polymerase II-specific
Source: RefSeq, a predicted model, not a curated record
AUGAGUGACUCCAAGGUGAAGAAGAAGCAGAAAAGCAGACUGGUGCCUCCCGAGAGCAGACGUCGAGCAGCGUUCAGCUGCGACCGUUGCAAGACCAAAAAGAUCAAGUGCAACAGGACUGAUUUGGACGAAAACAUCAACAAGUUUGAUAAAGUCACCCCGUGUAACAAUUGCCAGAAAUCUGGUGUCGAGUGCACGACGAGUAUUCCAAGGAGAAGAAGAGUGUAUUCCUCGUUUGAGAAUUUGGGGAUGCAUUACCAGACGUUGUUGACCUUGGUGCAAGGGUUAUAUCCAGAUGUUGAUACCAAUGAUAUUAACGAAUUGAUUGGGUUGGGUGAGACUUUGGGGUUGAAAAUGUCUUCUGGGAUCCCUCAGGAUGAUUUGAAAAAGUUUGAUGUCGAGUCCAAGAUACUGAAACCGUUCUCCCCAAGAUUUGAAACUCCAAGUGGGAAUUCAGUUGCUGGUACUGAUGAUGGUGAUGGUGAUGGAGGUUCAAUUCAAGCUAUGAAUAAUACCCCAAAGGAAUCACAUGGAGGCCCAUCAAAACCUAGUGCACCAGCCUUUGCAACUUCUGAUACGUUGGUGUUUGAUUCAAAAGGUGGUUCUCAUUUCAUUGGAUCAUCAGGUACCCCAGUUUUAUUCAGUGUCUUGUGUGAUUUAUUGUUGAAAAGAUCUUAUAGAACCAAUCUAUCAUUUGAUUAUGAAUUGAAACUUUUCCAAAAUAGAGUUGAUAAUCAUUCUAAAGUUGCUAUUAGUGAGUUGAUUUUGAAAGAACCAAAUUUCCCCAUGAUUAAAUUCAUAUCAAAAGAGGAAUCUGAUUAUUAUAUCAAUUUUUUCUUUAGAUUUUUCCAUCCUUUUUAUUUCAUAUUUGAUGAACAAAUUUUCAGAUUGAAAUAUGAACGGUUUUGGAAAGUUUUGGAGAAUAAUUCAAAUGAAGAUGAGAAUAAAGAACCUUUAUCCAAUUCAUAUAUCGGAUGUAUUUAUCUUGUCUGGCUGAUUGCAUCUAAAAACUCAGAUUAUAAAACAACUCUAGAUUAUGGGAAGAUUUUAGAAGUGUUACAAAUCAUUUUAUCAGAUGUUGCAUUAGCAUCAACAAUCAAUUCAAUACAAUUCUUGUAUCUAUUUGCCAGAUAUUUACAUUCAAACAAGAAUAGAGAUUCUGCAUGGAACUUGAUAGGAUUAGCAAUAAGACAAGCAAUUUCAUUAGGUAUCCAUAAAAAAAUCAUGUCCAAAAAGACAGAACAUUUCAACCUAACAUCACAAGUAUUAUGGUCAUUAUACAAGAUUGAAUUAACUCUAUGCUCCACAUUUGGAAGACCAAGCAAUAUCAAUGAAGAUGAAAUAGAUAUUGAUUAUCCAAACUUGGAUCAAUUUCCUUACUUGGACCCACAAUUCAAGACUUAUUACAUGACAGAAGUUAAAUUAUCAAGAUUUUUAAAUAAGAUUCUAAAAGAACGUAAAAGUUCAAAUGGUCAACAACCAAUAUCGUUAAUCAACAUUGAAAGAACUUUAUUAAUGAAGAAUCAACUUAUCACAAUAUCUAAAGAAUUACAAAUGACUCCAAUGGAUCAGAUCAAAACAAUCUAUGACUACAAGUUAAACUUGGUAUUCAACUAUUAUAUGGUUACAUUAACAUUACCAUUCAUGGUUUACAUUGCAACAACAAAUUAUAAAGUUCGUACAGAUGAAACGUUAUUAAACAUUAUGAAAACGGGGAUAAACGCAUCAAUGAAAUGUUCCAAACUGCUAAGACUAGCUGUUGAUAUGAAAUUUAAUUAUGGUGCUCUUGCCACUGAUUGUAUUUAUGGAUAUUCAGCAACUUUAGUAUUGGCAUUAUUCUUCAUCUAUUUAUCAAAUAGUUCUAAUGAUAUGUUGGAAUUGGAUAUUGAUGAGCAUAUGGUUGAUAAGAAAGUAUUGAUGGAGUGUAUUACGAAUGUCACUUUCUUCAUGAAUAGUUCAAGGUUAGAUUUAACUACAACUAGAAUAUUGGAAGUUUUAGAAGGUAUAAAGAAUGAUUUAAAAUUGGUUGAAAUUCAAGAUAAUUUGAAGUUUGACGUGCUCAAUUUUGAUGGGAGUGACGAGGUUUUUGAUUCCUUAUUAAUGAAUAAUGAUAUUUAUACAAACGGAUUUGAUUUAGGUACUAGUAUUGGGUUUUAA